Messenger RNA from Prunus avium (sweet cherry), 897 nucleotides. NCBI's taxonomy places the organism in Eukaryota, Viridiplantae, Streptophyta, Magnoliopsida, Rosales, Rosaceae. The record is from RefSeq and is a predicted model, not a curated record.
AUGGAGAACUAUGGGUCAGCGAAGGAGAGAGCGAGAGAGAUGGGCGGUAAAGGGAAGGUGGUGUUCACCAUUAUCGUCGUCGUCAAUGGUUGCCAGUUGGGGAUUUUAUUUAAACCUGCUGAGCAGGUUUUCAAAAUCACAGGAGGAUGGGGCUGGAGGGUGUCAUUGGGGUUGGCUGGUCUUCCUGCUGGUCUCCUAACCUUGGGAGCCCUUUUGGUGGUGGAAACUCCCAACAGUCUUGUGGAGCGCGGUCUCUUGGAAGAAGGAAAAGCUGUACUUAGGAGGAUCCGGGGCACCGAUAAUGUGGAACCAGAGUUCUUGGAACUUGUUGAGGCUAGUCGCAUCGCUAAAGAAGUGAAGCACCCCUUUAGAAAUCUCUUAAAGCGUAGGAAUCGCCCCCAACUUAUCAUUGCAGUAGCCAUGCCGAUCUUUCAACAAUUUACUGGCCUCACAGCAAUUAUGGUUUACACGCCAGUCCUAUUCAACACAUUAGGAUUUUACAGCGACGCUGCCCUCUACUCAGCUGUUAUAACAGGGGCCGUCAAUUUUGUCUCCACUUUUGUAUCCAUCUACUCAGUUGAUAAAGUAGGCCGUCGCAUGCUGUUACUGCAAGCUGGAGUUCAAAUGUUCCUGUCUCAAGUGGCUAUAGCCGUAAUACUAGGAAUCAAGGUCAAGGACCACUCUGAUAACCUUCACAAAGGCUUUGUAAUCUUUGUGGUGGUUCUGGUUUGCACUCAUGUAGCUGCAUUUGCUUGGUCUUGGGGACCUCUAGGUUGGCUGAUACCUAGUGAGACAUUCCCACUAGAGACCCGCUCAGCCGGACAGAGUGUGACCGUCUGCACCAACUUGCUCUUCACUUUUGUCAUAGCACAGGGCUUCCACCAAAAACAAAGAUGA